GCAGCGUCGAAGCAUGAGUGAACCGGGUUGCUCCAGGAGGAUCCCCAGAACGAUGCCGCUGCCAUCUUGGUUCGAGAGUUGUCGUCGUCGCGACAGGGUGUUCUUUCUCUGGUACACGAGCAUCUGGAACCAAACGACACAGGAGAUUGUGGUUUGGGAUGACCCCGUGACGUCCAUUAUGCAGGUCCCCCCCAUCCCCCCGCCGCAGAAGGGAACGUGCGCGGGAUGGGGCUCGGGCCGGCACCCCCACAGGGAUGGCCCAGGACUCACAGGCAAUAGUGCUGCUGCUGUCAAGAUGCCCACUGCCGUGACCGCGCCCGCCAUGUUAGUGUUGCCUCGCCACGCGGGCCCGAUUCCUUUUUCCCCCCAUAGCGGACGCUACGAGACAAAACUCCUGAGCCCAAUCAAUGCAGUUUCAGGACGCAUGCGUGGCCUUGGCGGUUGACGUGGCCGACGCCUGCGCCGGCCCAGCGGUCUCGACUCUGGAGGUGGCGGCGCCGUCGGAGGCCUCAAAGGCGCCCAUCUUCUCUGCGGAGCCCCUUGUCGAGCACUCCGUCACGUUCACGGGUGAGACGCCCAUCAAUCUGUCGCCGCAUUUCCCGUGUUUGUUGGGCGGGGAUUUCUCUUUCAUGUGCACCGCCAGGAUGGACGGCGCCCGCCCGUGGAGCCGCCUGUUCGACUUCUCCCUCGAAGCAGACGAGGACAGCAUCACAGCGGGGGCCAUCGAGCUCACUCAAGACUUCCACUUCACCAUCUUCCGGGGCAAGAAGCCAAUCAGCGUGCGUGUGGAUGGGUUUUUCAAGCUUGGAGAGGAGUUCACCGUGCUGUGCACUGUUUCGGCCGCUGGGCACAUGAGAGUGUUCAAGGACGGCGUGCUCGUGGGUGAGAGGACGGGCGGGAUGGCGCCGCUACAUGUGGACAGGCCGCGCAUGAUGGUCGGCGGUCACUACUUGUUCCAGGAUCAAAACUUCUGUGGUAGCAUGAAAGACGUGAAGGUUUGGAACCAAGAAGUCCCUUGGGAGGAACGGUCCGCAUCGAGGGUGGUCGUGCACGUCUUGGGCGAGGUGUGCUCGGAGCAGGUCGAGGCAUCGGCCUGCUCGGAGUCGGACGGCGGGUUCCGCGGUGCCCGGGAUGCGGUGGAUCCGACCAGCGAGGACGCGGAGACCUCGGAUUCGGAGGCUGAGACGCUUGUCUCCAGGGGCGACGAAGGGUCUGCUCGUCAGUUUGGUGCAGGUAUCGCACCCGUCGGGGGCAGCGGCGGCGCUCCCCCCGCGGCCGCCUGAGGGGACCCGUGUCCGGGCAGGGUGGUCCAAGUUCGCUGUGGGGAUGCUUGGACGCGGUUAGCCCCUUCGGCAAUUCUGACGCGUUGCCCUGUCCGCAUAGGCCUGUGCCGCACGUCCGAGCCACGUGGGGGAUGGCGGGGGGGGGGGGGAGAAUGGGAUGCUCUCAGGAUGUAGUGAGUCACAAUGCGCAGCAAUCCCUGCCAGAGACUGUUGAAGGUUGUUCUUCAUACUCCAUUUUAAGUUAGAACGGGCAUCACUGAACAUUGGUCUGUUGAUGUCUCCCUGAUCGUCGGUAGCAGGAUACCACGAAUGCGGGCCAUUCGACUGCACCACCUCUCGCGGUGUCCUCUCACAGCUAGGCAAGUUUAGUAAGAUCAGUGCUGGCUGAUCUUGCGCGCGGCAAUAGCCGCCGAGAAUUCGCGUACACUCCAAUCGAUGUGUAUCAGGCGCAUUGUCGUACUGACAGGCGUCUCUGACUUAUGUCUUUUGUGGCACAGCUGGCAUCGUUGCAUUUGGUGACAUGCCUGCCUGAUCUGACGCCUCGCGCUG
Molecule: messenger RNA, 1832 nt
Organism: Prorocentrum cordatum
Lineage: Eukaryota; Dinophyceae; Prorocentrales; Prorocentraceae
Source: the annotation of a GenBank genome assembly